Stylophora pistillata is the source of this 1320-nucleotide messenger RNA. RefSeq lists its product as uncharacterized. NCBI's taxonomy places the organism in Eukaryota, Metazoa, Cnidaria, Anthozoa, Scleractinia, Pocilloporidae. The record is from RefSeq and is a predicted model, not a curated record. Gene Ontology annotation, molecular function: protein binding.
AUGCAGAAGCCAAAAGGGCCAUGUGUCAAUAACUUCGAUAGCUGGCAGGAUUGGGCUGCUAAAGGAGAAUGCACCAAGAACUCUCCGUUUAUGAUGGUAAACUGUCGACGCAGCUGCACCAAUUGUGCAAAGUGCGAAAACAACCAACCGCAGUGCGUUGAUUGGGCAAAACAUGGAGAGUGCAGAAAGAACAGGCCAUACAUGGAGCAGAAAUGCUGGCGAAGUUGCUCGAAAUGCGCUCCUUGCGUGAACAAAUAUCCCCACAAAUGCAUCACAUGGGCUAAAGAUGGCAAAUGCUCUUCAAACAGAAACUUUAUGGAGACGAUGUGCUGGAGAAGCUGCUCAAAUUGUGUGAAAUGCGAGAACAAGAGAGAUGGAUGUGUGGACUGGGCUGCAGAUGGGCAAUGCACUAAGACUGCUUCUUUUAUGUUAGCAAACUGCUGGAAGAGCUGUUCAUUUUGUGCUCCUUGUAUCGACAAACAUCCGACCAAUUGCCCACUCUGGGCUAAAGAUGGAGAGUGCAAGAAAAAUAGGAAAUUUAUGGAAGAAAAUUGUUGGAAAAGCUGCUCAAACUGUUGUAAGGAUAAAAACAAGCAUUGUGCAGAAUGGGCCAAAACCGGAGAAUGCAUGAAGAAUCCAGAUUUUAUGAACGAAAACUGUGCUAAGAGUUGCAAAAAAUGCUGAAAAAAUUUAUUGCUACAUCACUUAUGCAAAGUUGGUAGAUCAGCGGGAAGCUCUUCUUGAAUUGCCGUUUUUUACAAACCAUUUUAUCAUCAUUGCAAUACAAACUGUUUAAGAGGAAAUUACUUAUUGAGAAACAAACUGCGGGCAUCUCUCGACAGUUAUUUUGCUUGACUCAGAGUCGUUUGACUCAUCGAUUUGCAUUCACCAAAGCUAGUCAGUACAGGUGUCAUGGUGACACAGAUAAAUUAGACUAAAAAAUCUCCUACGUGGAUGAGAUAUUUCUUGAAGAGUGGCCAGUCAGGCAACUCGUUCAAUAAAUGACUAUGGUAGGUAGGAAUCAAUAGGAGCGUAUCUUUGAUAUCGAAUAUGUCCACUGUUAUGUGAUAUUCGAAGUCAAAACGCAUUGUAAAUAGUUCUCCAUUCAUAGAGACAAGCUCUCUGAUAUCGAUUAAUCAGUUCCUGUGUUUUUUGUUUGUUUUGAUUUGUUUUUUUUCCUUUCUUCUGAUCUACGAGAGCACAAUUUUAAAGGCUGUUUAACAAGAAACAUGUAGGUAGUGUCAUGAUAAAUAUCUUCCUAGAAAAAAAGUCAAUGGCUAAUGUAAAAGACCAUUAGUUAGAUAAUUAGAGAUUAAAGUC